Molecule: messenger RNA, 663 nt
Organism: Drosophila hydei
Lineage: Eukaryota; Metazoa; Arthropoda; Insecta; Diptera; Drosophilidae
Product: leukocyte elastase inhibitor-like
Exons: 2
Coding region: 1-663 (220 amino acids)
Molecular function (GO): serine-type endopeptidase inhibitor activity
Source: RefSeq, a predicted model, not a curated record
AUGGCAAAUCCGACAGCUGCUUUGAGUGGCUCCAGCGAGCGCUUUGGCCUGCGCCUGGCCACGAACCUGGGUCUGGCACAGCCUCACAGCAAUGUUGCUGUCUCUCCGCUACUCCUGCAAACGGCUCUUGCUCUGCUCUUUGCUGGCAUAACGCCCAGCUCGGCGCCAACGGCUCAACAGCUUGCGCGUAGCUUUGGAGCUGCAAUAUUAGGAACGCCGGACCAGGCACUCCAACAAUUUCAGCAGCUGCUGGGGAAUCUGAAGCAGGAGGUAGCCAUUGGCUGCCAGCUGCGGCUGCUCAGCGAGUUCUACACGCAGCAGCGCUACACCUUCAGCUUUCGAGAUGAGUUCGAGGCGCGUGCCGGAACUUUGGGCAUAGGCGUGCAACGGCUAGACUUCAACAACUGGGCAACAACUACAAGCGUGGGUGAGCUGGUUAGCAGCCAUUUGCUGGAGUCCAGCAGCGCCUCGGACACUCCCUUUUUACAUGUCUCGGCGCUGACAUUUCGCGCACCUUGGGCCCAGGCCUUCGAUGCGCAGGAGACGCAAUGCAUCAACUUUUUCCCCGAGGGCAGCCACAACGCCAAGCUAGUGGAUGCCAUGUUCCUGCAGCAUCGCUUUCCGAUAUGCGGAGCUGCCCUCGUUGGAUGCCUGCGCCGUUGA